UGAUUAAUUUGUAUUCUCACAAUUAGAAUUGAGCUUUUGUUGUUUUAAUUGAUUGUUUUUCUUUUGAUGGUUAAUUGAAGAAACCAAUUCAAUCAUGGCCAUUGGAAAUGUUCUUCUAUUAACUCAGAUCGCGGGUUAUCUUGUUUCGUUUAUUUUAUCUUUUUGUGUUUUAAUUCCGUUGAUUGUAAAUAUGAAAAAUUUCAAAGGAAAUUGUUUACUUUAUACUUCGGGCGUUUUUCUUGACACCGGAGAUUUCGUGCCUACAUGGGCCUCCUGUGGAUAUUGUACUUACACGGCAAUUCUAUCUGCAGCUAUCGUUCUAGUUUCCUUAGCACAAUUAAUCAGAAUGUCACAUUUCCUAAGGAAAGGUGUCGACAGCUCUUUCAUCUCAGCCUUUUGGGACACUGUUAUUGCUUUUCUAUUCGUUGGGUUGACCAUUCUUGAUGCUAUUUUUGUGACCAGUGGAUUUUCCCGAUGGUGUAGCUCAGUUUCACAGAGAUUCAGUUCAUGUGAAGCUGGACAAGGAAUUCUUCAUAUCACUCAAGAUAAUCAAGAAAUUAACACAACCAAUUUCUUUAUUCAAAUGGGAACUGUUCAGUUUGGUAUUUGGACAUUGUUCGUUUCUUGGGUUCUUCUAUUGGUUCUGGCUGGACGAAAGUUAUCCAUUUAUCAUGAACGAGAAAAUCUAAUCAUCAGUAUGUCAAGAGAUCGUCAACGUUACGCUUCUCAAGGUUACAACAAUUUAGAUAUUUAAUAAUAACAAUCAAAGAGUAAUUUGAUUUCAGUCAAAUAGGUUGUGAGGAUUAACUCAUUUCCCAUCAAAUUGUUGAUCAUUGAAAAUCCUUUUGAUUUGUUUCAAUUGUUGUACGUUGAUCCAACUAUCACUUUUCCUGUACAUUACCUAUCAUCAUUGAUUUUUAUCACAAUUAUCCAUUGGAACCUUUAAUUUAAAUUGAUUCUCAAAGCUUCUCAUUUAAUAGAAAAUGUUUCUAUUCUUAAUUUUUCUAAUAAGAUUAGCUUAUCUGUAAACGAGUUAAUCUUUAUCAUAAUUUUAUAUAAAAUUUGUUCAUCCACCGAAAAAUGUAUAUUAUAUAUAAUACGAAAUAUAUUUAAAGUAUUAAAUGUUUAUAACUUA
Panonychus citri (citrus red mite) is the source of this 1135-nucleotide messenger RNA. RefSeq names its product transmembrane protein 179-like. The coding region runs from base 95 to 754 and encodes 219 amino acids. The transcript has 3 exons. The record is from RefSeq and is a predicted model, not a curated record. NCBI's taxonomy places the organism in Eukaryota, Metazoa, Arthropoda, Arachnida, Trombidiformes, Tetranychidae.